Messenger RNA from Lagopus muta (rock ptarmigan), 1697 nucleotides. Its product is annotated as GRAM domain-containing protein 2B-like. Bases 666 to 1610 code for a protein of 314 amino acids. Lineage: Eukaryota; Metazoa; Chordata; Aves; Galliformes; Phasianidae. The transcript has 12 exons. The record is from RefSeq and is a predicted model, not a curated record.
CUGCGCACGACCCCCAGAAGGAGCUCGGGCCCCGGCAGCCCCCUCAGUACGACGUGAGGAAGGGUCCCUGCGCCGCCGUCCGCGCACAGCGAGGUUUGUGCGCGAGGUACCGAGUGCGGACCGCAAGAUGGCCGCCCUCAACAAAAAUGGCGCCUGCGGCCCGCGCCCGCAAACAAAAUGGCGGCCGCGCGGGAGAGCUGGAGGGAGAUGAUUGGUUCCUAGGGGCCUUGUCCCGCCCCUUGCGUCCCAGCGGCCAAUGGGAGCGCUCCUUACCGCACGGGGGCUGGUAGCCGCCCGGCGCUGCCAAGCCCUCAGCUGCGGAGCAGGCUCCGCCGCUUCCACGAAGGUGCGGUGCUCCCGGGAUCGGGAGAAGGGCGGCAGCGGCCUGGGGGCUUUCCGGGCUCGGCUGUGCCGCGCCGCGGCCCGGGCACGCUGCCUUAGUGGAGCGCACGGCCCUCGACUGUACCCUGGGGCUGAAGGCCGCGCUGCCUCGGGCGGCUCCGAGGGGCGAGAGGCCCCCACGCACCGCUGUGGUGAUCGCUGUGGGUCCCGGUGCGGGAGGCUGAGCUGCGCCCAGACCCGGGCCCCGCCGGGCACCGAGCAGCGGGCAGAGGGGCACCCGGGAACACGGGGCGCAGCCAAAAGGCACAGCACCGGGCUGCUCCAUGUCGAGGAGGCUGCGGAGGAGCAGGAGGCUGGAAAAGCAGUGGCAGAGCCUGGAGGAGAGAGGCAGCGCGCAGCCGGACCCGCACCCUGCACUUGCCAGAUCCAGAACCUACGACGCCUCCACCUGCACCGAGACCCCGGAGGCAUCAGGUCACCCAGGAUCCCUAAACCCGCUCAGCAAGCACUGUGCUGCCUUCCAUAAAGCCUUUGAGGAGAUCGCAGGGCGCGAGGCUCUGCUGGCUUCCUUCUCCUGCGCCUGGCAGCGUGAGGUGCCCUACCACGGCCGCCUCUAUGUCUCCUCCGGGCACCUCUGCUUCCACGCCAGCCUGCUGCUCAGGGACAUCAAGGCUGUUGUCCCGGUGGCUUCUGUCUGUGCCUUCAAGAAGACCAACACGGCACUGCUGGUGCCCAACGCACUCAGCAUCCGCACGGAGCAGGGAGACAAGUUCCUCUUUGUGUCGCUGCGCCGGCGUGAGGCCACCUACCAGCUGCUGAAAUCGCUCUGCAGACACCUGCAGGACGACACCUGGAGCCCCCCAGCCUCUCCCCUCAACCACAGCAGUGAGCAAAGCCCUACGAAAUCCUUGACCUCGAGCCACUCAGAUUUGGAGCAGUGCACACCGGAGCCUGACGGUCUCCUGGAGCAGCAGGAUGAGCCGAACCCGAUGCUGAACAGAGCAGAGGAGGAUGAGGAAAAAGAGGAGGAGACGGCAGAGGCCAUUCCAGUUCUGGGCAGAGGGCGACCCCGCACAGCACUGCCAGCCCGAAGCGCCGCACAGCUGUGUGCUUUCAACACCAUCAUCGUGCUCUACCUGCUGCUGAUGGUGGUUUUGCUGCUGACCUCGGGGUACAUCGGGCUGCGCAUCCUGGAGCUGGAGCAGCAGCUGGCGGCCAUGGGGGCUUGGCCAGAGCUCAGCCUGGUGCAGCGGCACAAGAAGACGUGAGGCCAGCAGGGACCUGGCUGGCACCGGGCCACCAGCACAUGGGACCGGCUCUGGGACCCCCCAGAAGGUGGGGGGGAGGAGGGGGUC